Molecule: messenger RNA, 961 nt
Organism: Metopolophium dirhodum (rose-grain aphid)
Lineage: Eukaryota; Metazoa; Arthropoda; Insecta; Hemiptera; Aphididae
Exons: 4
Coding region: 121-516 (131 amino acids)
Source: RefSeq, a predicted model, not a curated record
CAGAUGGGUUAGUACAGUCCAGUAAGCUGUAUGGAAAGGCGAAAAAUCAUUAAACUCCAGAUAAUAACUUGAUGAAAUCUACAUCAUGGCAGGUAUAGUGGAGGAUUUGUGCAGUAAAAUAUGUGGCAUGCAAUGGCAAAACAUCAUAAAACUUCAGAUAAUAACCUAAAGAAAUCUAAAUCACGGGAGGUGUAUCAAGAUUGUAUAGUGGAGGAUUUGUGCAGUAAAAUAUGUGGCAUGCAAUGGCAAAACAUCAUAAAACUUCAGAUAAUAAUCUUAAGAGUUCUAAAUCACGGGAGGUGUAUUAAGAUUGCCUGCAAAGAGACUCGUCAACCAAGUGUUGAGGAAAAUACUAUAGUAAUCGUUGAAUGGGAAGAUUGCGGAACUCAAGACCGCCAACCGAUGACGGAAAAUAUUGAUAAUAUAUUCUAUAUUACACAUAAUAUUAUUGGUGAACAUCAGUAUCCAAUACAUACAAUUUAUUUUAUCGACAAAUUUAGACAUUUAAUAUUUUAGAAAUUAAAAUCAUUAAAACAGUAUAAUUAUUACAAAUGUAUAACCAACAUUUCAGUAGACACAAUAAAAAUAUAUGCAGUUGCAAUUGGCAGUUAAAGAUUGUUAUAGUAUUAUGUUAAGUACCUAUACAAAUUAAACGUUUUACAAUUAUAUCAGUCAUCCCUUAUAAUUUUUUUUUUUUGAAAAUUCAACAACAGUGUAUUAUUUUGUAACAUUUUUGACAAUUUCGAGGUUUUGAAGAAUUUUGUCAAAAUUUCAACUUUAGACGCUUAUUAAAAAAAAAUAGGUUUAUGGAUUGAGCCUUUAUUAUUCCUCAACUGCUAUUAUAACAACUUUUGAUAAACCUUGAAUUAAUUUUUCAAACUUUUAGAUCAUACGAUAAAAAUUUAUUGGCAUUCAGAGAACAAAAAUAAAAAUAUUCUCAAAUGUCUAUAAAUAACUGAAA